Messenger RNA from Enhydra lutris kenyoni (northern sea otter), 1211 nucleotides. RefSeq names its product iodothyronine deiodinase 1. NCBI's taxonomy places the organism in Eukaryota, Metazoa, Chordata, Mammalia, Carnivora, Mustelidae. The record is from RefSeq and is a predicted model, not a curated record. Gene Ontology annotation, molecular function: thyroxine 5'-deiodinase activity. The transcript is spliced from 4 exons.
UCUGCCCAUCGGCCUCAGAGCCAGCUCUGGGUGUGCCGAGAUGGGGCUGCCUGGGCCAGGGCUGUGGCUGAAGAGGUUCUGGGUCCUCUUGCAGGUGGUGGUGCACGUGGCCGUGGGCAAAGUGUGCCUGAUACUGUUUCCGGAGAGAGUCAAGCAACACAUCUUGGCCAUGAACCAGAAGAACCCCCACUUUUCUUAUGACAACUGGGCCCCGACCUUCUACAGCAUGCAGUAUUUCUGGUUUGUCCUGAAGGUCCGAUGGCAGCGACUAGAGGACAGGACGGAGCCCGGGGGCCUGGCACCCAACUGCCCUGUAGUCCAGCUCUCAGGACAGAGAUGCAACAUCUGGGACUUCAUGCACGGCAACAGGCCACUGGUGCUAAAUUUUGGAAGUUGUACCUGACCUUCAUUUCUUUUCAAACUUGACCAGUUCAAGAGACUGAUUGAAGACUUUUGCUCCAUGGCAGACUUCCUCAUCAUCUACAUCGAGGAAGCGCACGCAUCAGAUGGCUGGGCUUUUAAGAACAACGUGAACAUCAGGACUCACCGGAAUCUCCAGGACCGCCUGAGGGCUGCCCGCUUGCUGCUGGACAGGAGCCCCCAGUGCCCUGUGGUGGUGGACACAAUGGAGAACCAGAGCAGCCAGUGCUACGCAGCGCUGCCUGAGCGGCUCUACGUGCUCUGGGAGGGCAGGAUCCUCUACAAGGGGAAAUCGGGCCCUUGGAACUACCAUCCAGAGGAAGUUCGUGCUGUUCUGGAAAAGCUCCACAUCAAGUCUGGAAAGAUCCCCCAGUGCUAGGUGAUCAACAGGAGGGCUCCUCAAGUUCUGGGGUCUCCUCCCAGCCUUGGUGGUUUUCACCUCUGGACUCAUGCUGGUCAGACUGGUCUCAUCUAACCAAACAAUUGUAAUCAGAAGACAAAGCAGCAAGUAAGCAGAAUGUUAAAAUACCAUACAACUCAACGCUGUCCCCACGGAGACCACAUUCAUCGCGUGACAUCCCCACGUGAGAGAGGCUCCGCUCCGUGGGCAGCCUACCGAGGCGUGGCAUCUCUCUCUAGCCACUCUGACACCAAGUGGUCAGAUACGGCGGUCCUUAUGUGAGGCAGACUCAUUUUCCCCAGUUUACCAUUUAUGGACUUGAUCAUCUCAGACACUAAAUUGGCUUUUAGAACCAAGCACGGGGAGAGCAUGCUGGUUGUUUAGAGAGAGA